This is a messenger RNA of Penicillium macrosclerotiorum, 852 nucleotides long. RefSeq lists its product as uncharacterized. NCBI's taxonomy places the organism in Eukaryota, Fungi, Ascomycota, Eurotiomycetes, Eurotiales, Aspergillaceae. The transcript is spliced from 2 exons. Gene Ontology annotation, molecular function: oxidoreductase activity. Bases 1 to 852 code for a protein of 283 amino acids. The record is from RefSeq and is a predicted model, not a curated record.
AUGCAUUCCGCUGUCCAUCAACAAGUUUCAGAUAUCCGCGGAACAGAGGCCCUUUAUCGAUCCUUAGCAUUGCCUCUAAUUGAAGACGAUCCAGAUAUUCGACAGAAGUACCGACCGUUCAUUCUUAAAGGCAAUGUGUCUGAGGACUGGGUCAACAACUUAGAGCUGGCCACGGCUCUAGACAUGGCCGAGCAUGACCUACGGAAUACGAAUAAGAGGCUGAGAGUUCUGGUGCUUUAUGGCAGUCUUCGAAGAAGGUCAUAUUCACGUCUCGUGGCGUUUGAAGCCUCUCGUAUCCUGUUCCGACUAGGCUGUGAUGUACGCGUCUUUGACCCUGAAGGCCUUCCAGUGAAGAACGACAGCGAUGCAAGCCACCCGAAAGUACAGGAACUCCGAGAGCUCAGCAAUUGGAGCGAUGGUCAUAUUUGGGUCUCGCCUGAACAGCACGGCAACCUAACCGCGGUUUUCAAAAACCAGAUUGAUUGGAUUCCUUUGACCACAGGGAGCGUUCGUCCCACACAGGGCCGAACGCUAGCAAUUGCCCAGGUUUGUGGUGGAUCCCAAUCAUUCAAUGCCGUUAACUCCCUGCGGAUUCUUGGUCGAUGGAUGCGCAUGUUUACUAUCCCGAACCAAUCCUCGAUUCCCAGAGCAUAUACACAGUUUCCGGACGAAGGUCAGCCAGAAGACCAACGACUCAUGCCUAGUGGAAACCGAGAUCGCCUGGUGGAUUGCAUGGAGGAAUUUGUCAAAUAUACAAUUCUGAUGCGUCCUCAUAUCGGGCUCUUUGGUGAUCGCUUUAGCGAACGAGAAGACAAGCGAUUAAAGGAGGCGAAGCUAGAUGCCGCUAUAUGA